AUGGCACUGUUCAAUGUCAGUCACCCUGCCUCCUUUCUCCUGACUGGUAUCCCUGGUCUGGAGAGCCUCCACCCCUGGCUGGCAGGGCCCCUUUGUGUGAUGUAUGCCGUGGCCCUCGGAGCAAAUACUGUGAUCCUGCAGGCUGUGCGAGUGGAACCCAUCCUCCAUGCUCCCAUGUACUACUUCCUGUCCAUGUUGUCUUUCAGUGAUGUGGCCAUGUCCAUGGCCACACUGCCCACUGUGCUCAGAACUUUCUGCUUUGAUGCCCGCAGCAUUGCUUUUGAGGCCUGUCUAAUCCAGAUGUUCCUCAUUCAUUCUUUCUCGAUGAUGGAGUCAGGGAUUCUGCUGGCUAUGAGUUUUGACCGCUAUGUGGCCAUAUGCGAUCCCUUGCAUUAUGCCACUGUCCUCACCAAUGAAUUCAUUUCUGGGGUGGGCUUAGCUGUGACUGCUCGAAGCUUCAUCACCCUUUUCCCUCUGCCCUUCCUCAUCAAGAGGCUACCUAUCUGCAGAUCCAAUGUUCUUUCCCACUCCUACUGCCUGCACCCAGACAUGAUGAAGCUUGCCUGUGCUGACAUCACCAUCAACAGUAUUUAUGGACUCUUUGUUCUUGUGUCUACCUUUGGCAUGGACCUGCUGUUUAUUUUCCUCUCCUAUGUGCUCAUUCUGCGUUCUGUUAUGGCCAUUGCUUCUCAUGAGGAACGCCUCAGAGCUCUCAACACAUGUGUGUCACAUAUCUUGGCUGUGCUUGCAUUUUAUGUGCCAAUGAUAGGGAGUGCCAAGACAAAGGAGAUCCGCCGUGCCAUAUUCCGCAUGUUUCGCCGUAUCAAACUGUGA
This is a messenger RNA of Mus pahari (shrew mouse), 834 nucleotides long. RefSeq names its product olfactory receptor 51I2-like. Gene Ontology annotation, cellular component: membrane. NCBI's taxonomy places the organism in Eukaryota, Metazoa, Chordata, Mammalia, Rodentia, Muridae. The transcript has 2 exons. Gene Ontology annotation, biological process: G protein-coupled receptor signaling pathway. Bases 1 to 834 code for a protein of 277 amino acids. The record is from RefSeq and is a predicted model, not a curated record. Gene Ontology annotation, molecular function: G protein-coupled receptor activity; olfactory receptor activity.